AUGAAAGCGACGACCGUCAGUCUCAAGGAGCUCGCAGAAGCGACAGUCCCGUUUGCAGCGCUCGAGGAGGCAUUCGGCGAAUCCUCACUGGGCAUCCUCGUCGUCAACGACCUCCCGGCAAGAUACACCGAGUUGCGCGAGAAGCUGCUGUCCUAUGCAUCGUAUCUGGCGCAACUUCCGGAGAAGGACCUCGACGCCCUCACCGACGCGGCGUCCCAUUACGAAAUCGGAUGGAGCCACGGCAAAGAGGCCCUCAAGGACGGACAGUACGACACCAUGAAGGGUUCCUACUAUGUGGAUUGUCAGUCUUUCUUUCUCGAACACCCCGUCGUCCCCGUCCCCGGCAAACCCGCCACCCGAGGCGCGGGGACCAACCUGUGGCCUUCGGAAUCCGCGAUGCCUGGAUUUCGGGCUACCUUCGAAGAGCUGUGCACUCUCCUGAUCGAGAUCGGAGUGCUCGUGGCCCGAGCCGUCGACUUAUACGCCAGCAAGCACAUCCCCAACUACCAGCCGGGAUAUCUCGAGCACGUCGUCAAGACGAGCCACACGCCCAAAGCCCGUUUGCUGCAUUAUUUCCCACCCUCGGAGAUGCAGAGUAGUCCACCGUCGUCCCCGUCCGCGGACUCUGCCAGUCCAUCAGACUCGGAGGACGACUCCUGGUGUGCCACCCACCUGGACGACGGCUGUUUGACGGCACUGACGUCGGCGCUGUACAUGGACGAGUCCAGCCCGCUGCCGCCACUGAGUGCCGCGCACCCCUUUCCGUCCCUACCAAUCCUGCCCGCGUCUCCCGACCCCAAGGCAGGACUCUAUAUUCGGUCUCGGGGCGACCAGGUCGUGAAAGUGGACAUUCCCGCCGACUGCAUCGCCUUCCAGACCGGCGAGGCCCUGCAGAUGAUCACGGACGGCAGGUUCAAGGCGGUGCCGCAUUUCGUGCGUGGGCCCAGCGGGUCGAGCAACGUGGCCAGGAACACCCUGGCGCUCUUCAUGCAGCCGGACCUUGAUGAGGUAAUUGAUAAAGACAAAGGGACGACGUAUGGCGAAUUCGUGGAGAUGAUCGUGGCGAGGCAUGCAUGA
Cladophialophora immunda is the source of this 1077-nucleotide messenger RNA. RefSeq lists its product as uncharacterized. The transcript has a single exon. The coding region runs from base 1 to 1077 and encodes 358 amino acids. The record is from RefSeq and is a predicted model, not a curated record. Lineage: Eukaryota; Fungi; Ascomycota; Eurotiomycetes; Chaetothyriales; Herpotrichiellaceae.